Messenger RNA from Ctenocephalides felis (cat flea), 1268 nucleotides. RefSeq names its product protein-tyrosine sulfotransferase-like. The coding region runs from base 107 to 1240 and encodes 377 amino acids. The record is from RefSeq and is a predicted model, not a curated record. NCBI's taxonomy places the organism in Eukaryota, Metazoa, Arthropoda, Insecta, Siphonaptera, Pulicidae. The transcript is spliced from 8 exons. Gene Ontology annotation, cellular component: Golgi apparatus. Gene Ontology annotation, biological process: peptidyl-tyrosine sulfation. Gene Ontology annotation, molecular function: protein-tyrosine sulfotransferase activity.
AUAAUUUCCAACAAAACAUGUAUUUAUUAAUUUAAACAGUUAAUUAGUAUUUUUCAAUCAAUAUUAUCAAGGAAUUACUAGGAAGUUAUCAAAUACUACACGACGCAUGGGCGUGGGUCCACUGACUAGGGGCCCGCUACGCCGUGGUUUCCUCUGGUGCGGAGCGUGCUGUGCAUUAUUUUUAAUCACCAUAUGUUUGCUUAGACUUUUUUCUGAGCCUCAAUCGUCAGUAUGCCAUUCGCAAUCAUGUAACCAAGGCGCACUAACUCUUCAAGCUGGGAGGGAGAUGCCUUUAAUUUUCAUUGGUGGAGUUCCUAGGUCAGGAACUACCCUAAUGAGGGCUAUGCUGGAUGCCCAUCCCGAUGUCAGAUGUGGGCAAGAAACUCGUGUUAUACCCAGAAUUCUUCAAAUGCGUUCGCAUUGGUUAAAAUCUGCCAAAGAAAGUGUUCGAUUAGAAGAAGCAGGCAUUACCAAGGAGGUCAUGGAUGCAGCUAUUGCAGCCUUCUGUUUGGAAGUGAUUGUCAAACAUGGAGAGCCUGCCAAAAGACUCUGUAAUAAGGACCCAUUAACAUUGAAAAUGGGCACAUAUGUCUUGGACUUAUUUCCAAAUGCUAAAUUUCUGUUUAUGGUCCGUGAUGGUCGAGCAACUGUACAUUCAAUAAUUUCACGAAAAGUUACAAUAACAGGUUUUGAUUUGAGUAGCUAUCGCCAAUGCUUGCAAAAAUGGAAUAAAGCCAUUGAAACCAUGCAUGGCCAGUGCAGAGAAGCUGGAAAGGAUCGCUGCAUGAUGGUUCCUUAUGAACAAUUAGUAUUACAUCCCAAAUUAUGGAUGGAAAAAAUAUUACAAUUUCUGGAUGUUCCAUGGAGUGAUUCAGUCUUACAUCAUGAAGAAUUUAUCAAUAAACCAAAUGGAGUAUCUUUAUCAAAAGUUGAGAGGUCUUCCGAUCAGGUAAUAAAACCAGUCAAUUUAGAAGCCUUAACUAAGUGGGUUGGUAAUAUUCCACAAGAUGUGGUCAGAGAUAUGGCUGAUGUAGCCCCCAUGUUAUCAGUUCUUGGAUAUGAUCCAUAUGCAAACCCACCUAACUAUGGACAACCAGAUUCUUCAGUAAAAUAUAACACAUACAGGAUACAAAAAGAAGAAAGUAAAUGGAAUGAACGUGCUAUGGAAGUUUUGGAUAACAAACAGGAUGAUUUUCCAAAUUUAGAAGAUGAAACAGCAAGUGAUGCACAAGUUACAUAAUUUAUUCAUCACAGAUAAUUAAUUUCAG